AUGGAAUACUCGCCAAAGGAGGAUGACGCGACCGACAGCGACGUGAGCAUUCUCAGUCCUGAUGACAUUCGCGAUUAUAAUCCGGAUCAGAUCCUACCGCAAUCCGCAAAGACAGUCAAGAAAAUACGCGCCUGGCUCAAGCCCACUCCCUACGAUGUCGUUGGCGGCGAAUUCCGCAAGCACCUGCUUUCCCAUGCGCCCGGCACAGGAGACUGGCUCACGUCGAGCGCCACGUAUCAGGACUGGCUGCACCGCCAAGAUCACGGGCUCCUCUGGAUAAGGGGAAUCCCAGGCUCCGGCAAGUCCGUCAUGGCUGCUUGGCUGGCCGAUGAGCUUGCCAAGCUACACCCGGGCUGCCCUGUGCUCUACUUCUUCUUCCGCCAAAUCAUCGACGCAAAUCAUGAGCCUCAAGCCCUGCUGCGAGACUGGAUGGAUCAGAUUCUCAAAUACAGCCCUCCUCUGCAGAACCAGCUUCUGAAAUAUGUCAAUGGUAGGCGGACGACGAAGAGCAUCUCCAUGGAGGACAUGUGGGGAGACUUGAGAGCAGCACUGUCCAGCUUGCCAGGGAAGGUGUUUUGUAUUGCUGACGCCCUCGAUGAAAUGGACCAGGGCCAUGACACGUUCCUCCAAGCCCUUGGGUCACUUGGCCAGUUUAUGCCAGCCAAGGUGAAGGUGUUGAUCACCAGCCGGCCCGUCCCAAGCGUCGAGGGUCCGCUCCGAAAAGUCUCAGGUCUACAUGUUCGACUGCAAGACAAUAUGGUCGAUAUUGACAUCUCGAAUUAUGUUGAUUUUAUGCUGGCCAAGUCAAAAAUACCUGAAAGUGACUGGAAGGUAAUCCGGGAAGCUGUUCCUGGCCGGGCAAACGGCUUAUUUCUCUAUGCCAAGCUCGCCAUGGACGCGUUUCUUGAGCCAGGAGCUGAUAUCAAGUCGGUAAUUGGACAGCUGCCAGUUGACCUGGAUGCCUUAUAUACAGAUCUCCUUGAUGCACAUGCGAAGAGAUCUGGUGUCGACCCUAGAGUCCAGAUUCUGAUCCUCCAGGUAGUCACACAUGCCACUCGACCUCUCCGACUGCUCGAGCUGACAGACUUGGUAAUGGUGGCGAACCCUGACGAGAAUGCUAGGAAUGUCAAGGAUACUAAAAGUCUUAUUCGAGCUGCGUGUGGCCCACUUCUUGAGAUCCUUGCUGAUGAGACAGUAUCAGUAAUCCAUCAUUCGUUUACCGAGUAUCUGAAAGGUACAACUCGCACGCAAGAUUCCUCAGGUUAUCCAGUUCUGUCGAUCGGCUCAACUCAUUAUCAGCUUGCACUGGCGUGCCUACACUAUCUCCAGAGUGGAUGUUUAGAUUCCCAGAAUGCUGAAGAUGGUUAUUCUUCUGAUAAAAGCACCCAAAGAAUGCAAUCAAGACUAAAGCACCCGUUCCUUGAGUACGCCGCCCGGAAUUGGUAUCACCACGCUAGGCAGUCGGACAAUGCGGGCCACAGCCAAACUGAGAUCAAUGUCCAGAUCCGCAACUUCUUGUCACUGGAAGGCAAAAUUAGAAACUGGCUUCCCAUGGAAGCGUACGAGCUACCCAAAGACUUGGGGAAUUAUUUACAUCUGCACGUUCCUGCAAUGACAGGAUUGAUUUCUUACUUCCGAGAAGCUCUGGCCAGCGACGUACCUGCGAGUCAAGACCACAGGAAAUCGGCUCUUCAGAGAGCAGCCGGCUCAGGUCAUGCGAGCAUAGUGCAGGAACUCAUCGCGGCUGGGAUAGAGCCAGAUCAAGACGAUGUUGCUGGGCUGAAGCCCUUGCAUUACGCAGUGGAAAAGAACCACCAUGAGGUAGUCAAAGUGCUCCUGGAAGCCGGCGCCAACCCAUUGACUCCAUAUACCAACAGUGAAAGCUGGUCGGGCUGCACGCCGCCGGCCUGCACGCUUGGUGACCGCCCCCUGAUGCUGAUGUACGCCUGCCAGCACGGGCACCUGGAGACGGUCAAAGUCUUUCUCGACUUCCUGGAAGAUGCCGAGAUCAAGCACCGUGCCCUCUGCUGGGCCAGCGGCGCAGGGAGAUCGCAGAUUGUGACCACAAUCUUACAGCACUCGGGGAUUGAUAUCAACGCCAAGGCUAAGUUUGAGGGUGCUACACCGCUCUACCGGGCAUGUAGUAACCCAAAUGCAUCAACAAUCAAAAGCCUUCUCCUCGCAGGUGCAGAUCCAAAUAUACAUUGUCAGCCGGUGGACAAUUCGGGAUUCUCCAUCCACCUCAAUGCUUUUGACCGUAUCGCGAGGCCGGAGGAUCACGGUCUAGAUUCCACCCAGGCAUACGUAUCUGCAGCUGCGCGCCAGAAGGAACCCAAUGGAGAAGAGCUGUCAACUGUAUUAUCCCUUUUGAAGCAGGCUGGUGCAGAAUUUCACAAGCGUGACUGGAAAGGACAGACACUGCUUCAUCUCGCGGUGCAAUCACCAGUCCUGACCGCAGCACUUCUCGACGCUGGCGUGGAUGCCAACAUCAAGGAUGAGAACGGUGAAACACCUCUACACAAAGAUGAUAUCGAAGUCGAUUGUAUAGCGCUUCUUGUCGACAAGGGACACGCCGAUAUCAAUGCUAUUAGGGAUGAUGGGAAGUCCGUUCUUAUGUCGUACCUCUCGUCCUACAAGUGCCGUGCUCAUCAGCUACUUGACAAGUUGUUUGGAUAUGGCCCAGACUGCAGUGUGGUUGACAAGGAGGGAAAUGGCCCGCUUCACGUCUUGCUAAACAAGUCAUCUCCAUCCUUGGACAUCAUCGAAGAAUUACUAAGGAGAGGCGCCGAUGUCAACUUGAGGAAUCACAAAGGACAAACUCCACUCAUGUGUGCACGGCAACCCCUCCUAGAGAAUGUGAUCAGCCGCUUCUUGAAGGCGGGGGCAGAUAUCAACGCGAUCGACCGCAAUGGGGCUACUCUUUUGUUUCGCAGAAUUUGGUGCGUAAAGGGGUACAUUGAGAUGCUCGUAAGUCAGGGCGCUUCAUUCAGAACGCAAGACUCCAAAGGCCGUUCCUUGUUUCACGAGUAUGUGAAAUGCCAUACAUGGCGUAGGAGGACGAAUUCCUUCCCCUAUCUUUUAAGCCAAGGACUGGAUAUACAUGCCGUCGACAACCAUGGAAACAAUCUUCUUCACGAGCUUGCUCUCUCCGAAGACGCCCAGUCCUCUUUUCACGCCCAAGAAGCGAUUCGUUUCUGGGAACAGCUUGUCAAGAUGGGAGUAGACUCGGACCUGAAGAACUACGCCGGCCGCACACCGCUCCAUCUUUUGUGUGCUGGCCACCUCAAACUGAGCUCUGUUCAACACAAAGAUAUCACGGUCUUCGACUUUGUUCUUUCCCGGGUGAAGAAUGUCGACGUGGCCGACAAUGACGGAGUUACGCCUUUGCACAUAGCUGCGACUGGUUCGGAGCGAUAUAGCACGGGGCUGAUCGCAGCGGGCGCUGAUCCCUCAAGGCCCACGAAUGAAGGGCUCACUCCUCUUCAUAUUGCAGCCCGCUGCAGAGCAACUAACAUUGUUGGCCGUCUCCUGGAUGCCCUGAGAGCGAAGGAUGGGGCUGAACACUCUGCAUACUCCAGCGGCCCCGACAAUGGCAGCGAGCAGCCAAAGCCGGUGAUGGGUGUAAACGAGAAGACUUUCGGGAUCGGUGCAAGAUUCACCCCCUUGUUCUAUGCGUGUCGAUCAGGGACCCCAGAAACAGUACGAUUGCUGCUAGACGCCGGAGCAACUGUCGAUUUGAGGCAGAUGCUCGACGCUAGUCUCCAGUUCGAAGAUGAGUGUGCAUUAUGGCGGACGCCCUACCAGCCUUCAACAUGUGAUGAUAUCCCCGUUAAAUUAGAGUCCCGACUUCGACGCAAGACAAGAGAAACAGGUGGGACGUUCUAUUGGCACUUAAUCGAGGAACAGGUGCCCAGGCUGGACGAGAUUUGGCUUAUGAUUGCGAGCUACCUGACCAAUGUUUAUGACAUUAUGAUAGACGCCGUCCAAUAUUGCGUUGUGAAAGCUGCUCUGGGAAACCAGGACUACACUGCCUCGAUAUUAUCGGAAGUACGGCGCAAAUGGCAGAGCGAAACGUCCAAAGAUAAAAUGAUGGGAAUGGUUGAGGGCAAUAACAGUUCUCAAAAACAGGGUCAGGCAAAGAUACCGAUAUAUUCUCCGACCCUGAGGCCAGGUCGAGCUGAGAAGGGCCAUAUGGAUUACCUGCUGUCGCGGAGGGAGUAUCAUCUAGUUGAAGAAAUGGUUCCUCUGGGUUGCCUUUUCCUACCAGUGCCUGGCACAACCGAUGAGAAUUGUCUCUCGGUCUUGGUGGCCAACGGGUAUUCGUCACUGUUUGAGAAAGUGGGCGAGUCGGUGGCAGCAUCCGUUCUAAAGUCAGGGCUAUGGCAUGCCUUCGGAGAUGAUACGAAGCCCGGGCUAUGGUUCGCGGCCAAGGAUGUUUCGAAAUCCAGGGUUCGAGGCAGCAAUCCUCAACCCCUGGUUAUUGCAGCCCUGCAGCGAUCACAACCCAACAUGACUAUUCUUCAACUGCUGGUCGAGAAAUUCGGCGUUGACAUCAAUGAGUUGCAUUACGAUCCGGAUUACGACGUGACUGACAGUGCGUUGCUUACGCUGGCUAGGGAAACCUCGUGGUGGCAUACCCAGCAAGCAUUGCCGUAUCUCAUCAAAGCAGGUGCGGAUUUGAAUAUCCGGAACUAUCAAGGGCAGACCCCCCUCCAUAUUGCGUUGAAAGAGUCGAAUCGAGAGGCUGCCAUCACGCUUAUUGAGGCGGGCGCAGACGUCAACGCCGCGGACAAUGAAAAUAAGAAUUGUCUUUCCUACGCACAAAAAGAUGCAGAGAUCUCGCAGCUACUUCGAAGUCACGGCGCAAACACAAGGAUCAGCGAGAUAUUUGCUGCCAUCGAUCAGUCCAACGUCGAAGCGCUGAAGAGCAUUCUGUCUAGAAACGAACCUGGAAUCAACGCGAAUGCCCGGCGGGAGCGAUCGUCCGACGACGACGCUGAUCGUGGAAAGCGGAAGAGGGCACGUAGAAGAUACUAUGAAGAUGAUAGUGAUGACGACGAAGAUACCGUCGAAGAUCAUGAGUUGUUCCCUUUAUUCUACGCCGGUGUGCUGGAAACCCGAAGUGAAGACGCCGACAAAAUAGCCAACGUUCUGCUAGACUUCAACGCAGACCCGUUCGCGAAGUUUCUGGCCAAAUUGAGUGAGUGGAGAUCAAAAGGGUAUAACCGUACCCAAGAUACUCCUUCAUUAGAAGUGCCAGAGGGCUACCGAGAGUGCACACUAGCGCAUGAGAUACUCCGUCGUCGCCGUGGGAGGGUUGAAACCUUCGUCCUGCGUCCUGCUUUGGACGUGAAUCAUCGAGAUUGCAAGGGCCGGACCUUGCUUCAUGUUUCCUGUAUGACUUGCGCGGGACCGGAUCGUAUUAUUAAGAGCGAACAGGGAGAUGAUGCAAGCCUGUUUGAGAGAUUGGUACGCCUUGGAGCAGAUUUGAAGGCUAGGGACAACCAAGGGCGAAAUGUCUUACACCACAUGUUGCGCCACUGCGACUCUGGUGGCUUCGAAAAAUCAUUCUCGCAUGUUCUUAAAACAUGCCCUGAGCUUAUAUACCACGUGGACGAUGAGGGAAGAACGCCUCUGCUUGAGGCCGCAAUACAUGCUGCGAACACGAGGGAGACUAAACCGUUCAACACUCUGCUUCAGGCUGGCGCCGGUUUCCUCAAUGUCGACAACCGUGGAGAAAGCUGUUUACAUAAGCUCGCAGAGAAUCUGGACACUAAGGGUCUUCGUGACCUUUUCAAGGGCCUUGUCAAGCGAGGUGUUGAUAUCAAUGGUGUCAACUCAAGCGGAGAGACACCCUUAUUCGUAUUCUCUCGACGUCCGAGAGACGUGUCCACCUCGCGGUAUUUCGAAAUCCAAUUUUACGGAGACAAAUAUUCAGAAAAAGAUGCUUUGCCAUUACUACUGGAACUUGGUGCAGACUUGACUGUUGCGAACAACAAGGGCCAGGGGUUGCUGCAUGCUGCCGCGAGUGGUGCGGUUGAUCGGUUCAAGGAGAUUAUGGAAGCUGGCGCGGAUGCAAUGAUGGAGGACGAAGCUCAGCAGACGGCACUUGACAUCGCUGCUGCUAGUGAUAAUCAAGAGGUUCUCGCAUUAUUCGAGAAGAAGAGUUAG
Messenger RNA from Clonostachys rhizophaga, 6171 nucleotides. Lineage: Eukaryota; Fungi; Ascomycota; Sordariomycetes; Hypocreales; Bionectriaceae. The record is from the annotation of a GenBank genome assembly.